Messenger RNA from Ricinus communis (castor bean), 1503 nucleotides. RefSeq lists its product as uncharacterized. The transcript has 9 exons. Lineage: Eukaryota; Viridiplantae; Streptophyta; Magnoliopsida; Malpighiales; Euphorbiaceae. The record is from RefSeq and is a predicted model, not a curated record. Bases 178 to 1194 code for a protein of 338 amino acids.
AACGAAUCACUCAAACCAAAACUCCCCUCCACACUGCUACUGGCAGUGGCUAUUAAAAAUAUAUGACAUUAUAAUAUAAAUAAUAAUUAAUUAAUUACUGAAAAUAAAUAAAUAUACACAAAAAAGAAUUAGAAAAACCAAAAAGUGAAAAACAGGAGAGGAGGAUAAAGAAAGAAGAUGUUGGCGAAAGAAUCUGGUGGUUCCACCUUCGAUCUUCCCGAGGAAGUAUUGCAAGUGUUACCGUCCGAUCCCUUUGAACAGCUAGAUGUGGCCCGCAAAAUCACUUCCAUUGCUCUCUCUACACGUGUCUCCUCCCUUGAAUCCGAAUUUUCCGCUUUGCGCCUUCAGCUCGCCGAGAAAGACCACCUCAUCGCCGAACUUCAGUCUCAUAUUGAGUCUCUCGACGCCUCCCUCUCCGAUUCUGCUGAUAAACUCGCCCAGGCCGACGCUGAGAAGGAGAACUUGCUGAAAGAGAAUGCUUCGCUAUCUAACAUUGUAAAGAAGCUUCAGAGAGAUGUCUCAAAGUUGGAAGUGUUCAGAAAGACACUGAUGAAGUCACUGCAAGAUGAUGAAGAAAGUUCUUCAGGAGCUAUACCUAUCAUCGCCAAGCCAACACCAACAGAAGAUGAUGCCUCGAUGCUACCUUCAAGAACAUCUUCAAUGCGGAGCCAAUUCUCAGAAAUGGGAAAUUCAUUUGCAGAGGAUCGUGAAAUAGAUGCAUCGUCAAGACCAGGAAUGUCACAUGGUCCUCUGUUAGCAUCUCAAACAAGCACUCCCCGGUUUACUCCUCCGGGUUCCCCUCCGAGUUUUUCAGCUUCUGUAUCUCCUACUAGAACAUCUAAACCGGUGUCCCCAAGACGUCAUUCAAUGUCAUUUUCUACCUCAAGAGGCAUGCCUGACGAUAGGUCUUCUUUAUUUUCUUCUAUACCAUCAAGCCAACAUAGCUCAAUAUCCAGCUCUGAAACAGGGUCACAUACUGGGAGAACUCGUGUCGAUGGGAAAGAAUUCUUCCGCCAAGUCAGGAGUCGACUAUCUUACGAGCAGUUUGGUGCAUUUCUAGCAAAUGUGAAGGAGUUAAAUUCUCACAAGCAAACAAAAGAAGAUACUCUGAGGAAGGCUGAGGAGAUUUUUGGGCCGGAUAAUAAGGACCUUUAUGUAAUAUUCGAGGGACUAAUCACUCGGAAUGUUCACUAAAAGCGGCUUAUAUGGAACUGAAUCGAGAGUUUGCAUGCAUUGGUAUUACCACUUCGCAGUCCACUACGCAUGUUUGGUUUCUGUUGUAAAUUAAUAUCAAGUGUAACGACACUUUUCUAUGGCGUACUUCCGUUCAUAAUCUAUUAUUUGUUAACAUCAGCAGCGAUCACUGAAAUAACUAGUGAGUGGCUUGAUGAGAGUCUUUGAAAUGGAUAUGGAUAGAAAGAAUGUCAGUAGGUGGUAAAUCAGAGAAGACAUUUCAGCUUUUGCUGGGAAUAACAAUUUUAGCAGUAAAGGCAUUUAACUGGA